AUGGCUUCAAAAAGAAUUUGUUUAUGGCUUGUAUUUAUGAUUAUUACACAAUCGGUUGGAGAAGAUAUGCGAUCAGUUCGAAUGUCUUCAAUGCGUGGUUCGAAAUUUCAAUGCGGUAAUACAACAUGUUUACCGUUCGUUAACCUCAUUACGUCAACUAUUAUGAAGUGUCAAAUGGCUUGUUUAGCUCAAAUUUAUUGUAGAGCAGCCACAUUUUAUCGAUCAACUUCUAAUUGUGAAUUAUUUGCUGAUAUACUGAACCAAAAUGAAAAUAUGCUGGCUGAUGCGGAUGCUACUAGUAUGAAUGUUAUUGCUGGAACACGAUCUCCACCUGGUUAG
Adineta steineri is the source of this 339-nucleotide messenger RNA. Lineage: Eukaryota; Metazoa; Rotifera; Eurotatoria; Adinetida; Adinetidae. The record is from the annotation of a GenBank genome assembly.